Messenger RNA from Paecilomyces variotii, 709 nucleotides. RefSeq lists its product as hypothetical. The transcript has a single exon. The coding region runs from base 117 to 500 and encodes 127 amino acids. The record is from RefSeq and is a predicted model, not a curated record. Lineage: Eukaryota; Fungi; Ascomycota; Eurotiomycetes; Eurotiales; Thermoascaceae.
CGAGGACCUCCGGAGGCAGAGAGAGUAGUCGAGUUCGACAGCUCUCAAACGGUCCCCGGUGAGGCCCGCAUUCUUCUUCCCCAACGCCGAGUCUGUCCCGAGGACAAAGUGGACUGAUGCCAGCGCGACAGCCACCGUCCGCCGAGCUGCAAGGGAACCGCAGAGAAAUCUAUCGAGGACUUGCUUCACUACUAUCUAUCUACUUUACCUCUUGUCUCUUCGGCACUUGGAGCCGUCAAGCAGCCGUGCUCUUGCUGUGCAUAUUUUUUUUGCUACUGUUAUUAGUCUACUCGCCAGAACUAACCGACCAGCUAUCUAUGGCGCCCCCAAAGGUCCUUUUUGUGGUCUUUUGCCUAAAAAGGAGGCCCUCAAAUAAUAAUAAUGCAGCUCAUAGCUUCAUGUACCACAAACAGAGUGGGGACAAGGGGACAAGGGCCAGCGAUCGAGUUUCCCCGGGUUCACGUUCCUUCGACCAUGCCAAGCCUGCGUCGUACUACUAAGUAUAUCCCACCACCUAACUAACAACUAUACAGAAUUAUCAUUACAGAUUGUUUCGUGUCAGGAAGGGCAGAGUUCAUCUGUGGUUUGAUUUUUCAUCGCUACUUUCUUUUCGUUCUCACAUAUACAUCUGCUUCUUCCAGUCACUGUCGCAGAUGAGAGGCCUGACAGAGGGAAGAGCUGUUCUGUUCGAUCCUCAACCGCUCGCAUG